CUGUGCGCCCACUCAUCGCCCCGCGCAUUGAUGGCCACUUGCUAGGAGAUCGCCUGCACAUCACCCACACAUCACCCACUCAUUGCCCACUCAUUGCAUGCAUGACCACUUAAACAAGCAACUAAUCACCUCACAAACAAUUAAUCAUGUCGUCUCCACUCCCGACGCCGGUGCACUCGUGCGAGAGCACCACAGACUUGCAGACGGACAUGACAAGCGUCGCGUCGUUGCGGCGCGUGCCCGCCAGCGCGGCGUCGAUGCUCCGGAUGCGGCCGCACGCGCCAUCAUUGUCUCACCUGCUGUUCACCAGGCCUACACGACUUGCCGUCCCUCUACCAACAUGCCGCUCUCGGUCUCGUUCAACUCAAUAUCUCCCCGCAUGCAGAUAUCUUCCUUAUUCCCGCACGAUGCGUCUCCGUUGUCUCCAUCCCCCUGCUUGCGGUCUCUGCCUCUCCCUCUCCCACCUGUGCUCCCCAGUCCGUCCUUCUCCUCGCCCGACCGCGCCGAGGCGUACGCCUUCAUCCACCCCUCCCUCAACAUCUACUUCGCCGACCUUUUAUCUGCCGCGCAGCACCAUCCGCUGCUCGACGGCAGGCUGCUCACGCUGCGCGCGCACUGUGACGCCACGGCGCUCGUGCGCACGUACCGCGUGCUCUGUGGGUGCAGCCUCGGUGCGGAGCUCAUCGCGAGCGUCACCGCCACGCCCAGCGAGGACACGAGCGAGGACGACGACGAGCUCCGCACCGCUCACGCAAACGUGCACUUGUGGAACGACGACGGCGGCGACGGCGAGGACGCAUGGCGCGGCGCCGAGAUCCACACGGGCCGCCGCAAGAUGGGGAGUGUGCGCAGCGUCGAGGUACACGUCAAGGGGCCUGACGUCGACGCCGGGGCCGAUCAUGCCUCCCCUGCGGGCACACACAGCGACGCCAAAAAAUAG
Messenger RNA from Phanerochaete carnosa HHB-10118-sp, 940 nucleotides. RefSeq lists its product as uncharacterized. The record is from RefSeq and is a predicted model, not a curated record. NCBI's taxonomy places the organism in Eukaryota, Fungi, Basidiomycota, Agaricomycetes, Polyporales, Phanerochaetaceae. The transcript is spliced from 4 exons. The coding region runs from base 98 to 940 and encodes 280 amino acids.